Exophiala viscosa is the source of this 1811-nucleotide messenger RNA. RefSeq lists its product as uncharacterized. Gene Ontology annotation, molecular function: protein dimerization activity. The coding region runs from base 108 to 1313 and encodes 401 amino acids. The transcript has 2 exons. The record is from RefSeq and is a predicted model, not a curated record. Gene Ontology annotation, cellular component: exomer complex; trans-Golgi network. Gene Ontology annotation, biological process: Golgi to plasma membrane transport; conjugation with cellular fusion. Lineage: Eukaryota; Fungi; Ascomycota; Eurotiomycetes; Chaetothyriales; Herpotrichiellaceae.
CAAGGCUGUCGCCGAUCAACACUUGCAUCUGUAGACGUGCACGACUUUCGCUGUUUUUUACUCUUCGUCGCCCAUUCUCCCUGCCCUUUAGGUUGAGCGUUUUCGCAAUGUUGGUGUCCUUGACCGUUGGCAAGGUUGACGCCGGGGUUGCAGUCCUGCUUACCGAAGACAAAAGACUGAUAGAAUUCCCCUCCAUCCUCUUACCCUCGUCAAUAGCAUCGGGCUCCAUUGUCGACAUUACUGUCAAACAAAACCUCGAAGCCGAACAGAAGACACAAGCUGCUUUCGCAGCCUUGCAGAACCAGAUCCUGACUACCUAUGGCAUAAAUACUCCAGCUACGCCCGUCUUAAGUCUUCGCAAUGCAACUCAAACAUCCCUCGUACUAGAGUGGGAUCCUAUCCAGCUUGCGACCACCACGCUGCGAUCGCUCUCUUUGUACAGAAAUGGAAGCAAAGCAGGAAACAUCCCCCGACCGCUCGAACAACAAGCCACGAAAAUCAGCGGUUUGGCAGUCGAUACAGAGUACUCUUUCUACCUCGUACUAAGGACAAGCGGCGGCACAUUCACCAGCAACACACUCACAGUCAAAACACAUAGUAUGAACAAUCUGACAGGUAUCACGGUAACCCCCGGAGUGCUACCACCGCCAUUGAGGGAAAGUUUGGAAACGGCCGUCGACCGCAUAGGUGCCAAACUCAUUGACACUGUCCGAAUCGACACGACACAUUUUGUCUGUACAGAAGGACGAGGACGAAACUGGGAAAGAGCCAACGAGAUGAAUAUACCCGUUGUGAGACCGGAGUGGAUCGAAGGGUGUGAGAGGGAAGGAAGAAUCAUCGGGGUUCGUGGGUACUAUCUGGAUGCGGAUCCCAAGCAAAGGCAAGUUGGAUCGAACCCAUCCUUGGGUGGGAGACCAGGCAACGGCACCGCAGCAGCACAUCCGGAGCAAGCCAAUAUUCCACAAAGGCCGAAAGAGCCAACAACGCCAAAAAGCCCUGAUAGGGAGAGCACGGUCAGUGGAGAGCCGGGGCCCGAAGUGCCUCCUACUCCUCCCCAGAAAGAUGUGCCACCGCCCGCCACAGAAGAUGAUGAAGAGGAAGAGGACGAGGAAGAGGAUGAAGAACCCCAAGCACCGGAGGAGGCAGAAAGACCAUCCGCAGAAGCUAAGGAAGAGGAACGAGCCGAGGAAUCCGAAGAAGACGAAGACGAGUCCACAACGGAAGAGCCUACACGAGUCUCCGAAGACCACAAUCAUCAGUCGGAGGUUGAGGAGAGUAAAGAGACCGCGGAUAUGGAAGACGUUGCAUUAUGAGGACAUUCGCCGGACUCUCAUUGCCACCUCUUGACCAAACUUGAAGUGAGUGUCGGCCACGCACCUGCCAUUGUUGUGCUGGCAGCUUCGCGCUCCGUAUCGUGAAAUUCAGCACGAAGUUCGCGUGGAGUGGAACCUGUGUUGGCUUCACAAAUGCUGUGAUCAUGGGCAACACGGAAAAUUACUGCGAAAUCGACACUGGUGCGAGACAACUUUAUCUUAUGUCAGCCACAAUCAUCAGCGCAAGCUGACAAGCACGAGUCGAUUGUUCCAACCACAACCUAUCAGUCGUCAGCUUACGUCGGACUACAAUGAUAGUCAGGAUAUGCUCAGCUUGAGAUCAAGACCCAAGAAGUGUCUUGGGAUGUGGUGACAAGUUCAUGGACAUGAUCGGCUGCGAUACAGUUCUACGGUGUGAAAAGACUGCAAGCCAGGCAAAGGCUGGUCAAAAGAGAUCUCCCCUUUCAGGGUUGUCUUAAUAUGUCAGCAUACACUGUG